AACGUAGAAAGUAAAUCGUAUGUAAAAAUAUUUUCAAAAGUACGCCGACAUUUUGAGACUGGUAUAAAAAAAAAACACAUAAGCUGAUAAUUGACAGUUCAUAUCGUUUUCGCACGCGUAUUACGUUUACUUUUUCGAGCUCGUAAGUGGCGACAGAAAUUUGAAAACACGAAUAAAAAAAAUUGUGCGAAUAUGUUGCAAGUGGUGUAAAGUUCUUGAAACAAUGAUGAGUAAGAAGAUAAUUUGGACGACGUUAUUGACCGUUCUACAUGUGUGCACAUGCAACGAUAUGCUGAAAGCAGCCGGCGAAACGAAUAAGAUCUCAAGUCGCGACUACCCGAGCGCCAGUGGCUCGAGUUACUACACCACGUUCGCUGGAUAUCCGUCGUACGCUUCGACCAGCGCCGGUGGCCCGGACCCUUUCAAGCCAUCCGACUACAAUGGCGGCGGUUACUACAACAGCCUUACGCCCGAUAACAAGAAGAAACCCACGUAUCCUCCUCCUCCGUACCCCACAGCGUACUAUCCAUCUGCCGGAUCGCUUCCCGAUUGCCAAGACCACGUUAUGAGUACGAUGAUCGGAGACUUUCUGUCGACCAGCGGCGUGCCACGAGUAGGUAUCCUUAGAACGCUAGUGGGAGCGGUCACAGCCGCCAUUCUCACCAAAAUACCUAUAAUACUGGCGGUAAAGGCGCUUAUCGUGAAAAUGUUCCUGUUGCCUUUGGGUUUCUUGGUGCUCUCGUUGCCAAUCCUGCUACCGAUUCUGCUGCUGUUUACGCCGCUGUGGAAUCGCAUCAGGGAGGUGUUCACCGGAACGACGACACCGUCGCCGGCCACUCCGCAGCCCGUGUUCUUAGUCAUGCAGCCGAAUACCACCAAUACGACCGCCUCCAAAGCAAGAUCUUUCCUCGACGAAGGUGACAUGGACAGCGGAUCUGUGAUGACCAGCGCUGCCGGAGAUAUUUUGGUAGCCGUGGUGCAAUCCGACAGGUGUCUGGAAAAGCUGGCUUGUCAGUUGGGCUCUCGAGACUCCGGCUCGGUUUUCGUCAAGCCCGUGUCUUGGUUAUUGAAAUUCCUGCAAACUUUCAAGUUCGUGCAGAAGAACGUGGAAAUUAGAAGCGCUUUGAAACGCUACAGAGACGCAUAUCUGCAAGCAGUAACCAUUAGCAGCAGCGACAGCGACAGCGACAAUGGCAGCCGAACAAAUACCAACAACAACUCGACAACAGAUUUAGACGACAGUGACAUAUGUACCGAUGACUUGUACCCUUGUAAUAUUCCGGCCUUAUAUGCGAGACCGGAAUUCGCCAGCUACAGUCGAUAUUUAUGA
This is a messenger RNA of Planococcus citri (citrus mealybug), 1330 nucleotides long. RefSeq lists its product as uncharacterized. The record is from RefSeq and is a predicted model, not a curated record. The transcript is spliced from 4 exons. Bases 224 to 1330 code for a protein of 368 amino acids. Lineage: Eukaryota; Metazoa; Arthropoda; Insecta; Hemiptera; Pseudococcidae.